GUGGUUUAAGAGAGAAUUAAUGAGCCUUGAUGUGCAAGACGUUCUCGACGAAAUCUAUGACGAGAGGGAUGACGACUACCGGAUGAAGGGAAAACGGAGAAAACGAGAGAUAAACACCAGUGGAUUUCAGGUUCGCGGUGGACAGAAUUGUAUGGAUCCCAGACACCCAGAAAACGUAAAUCCAGCCAAAUAUCUCGAGUCAGCGCAUUGUUUACGUUUCAGCGAUUUAUGGUAUUCAGUUUAUAAAUUAGAGGCGCCUGUUAUCGAACACGCGGUGUAUAUUCAGAUAUUCAAGAGAGAUAAUAUGGAGUGGAGGGAUUUGACCCGGGGCGAGAUGAUCAGAUUAGGAACUUUUACGAGACAUCAGAGGGAUAAAAUACCGACUAUAACUUUCACGUAUUCAUCAAAAACAUCAGCUGCAGAAUUCAGUUUAAAUUCAAAUACCCAGAGGCUGUUGAUUCCCCUCGAAAAUACUGACAAAAAAUCAGAUGAAAAAAUCUCAGAGGGAAUGAGGGAGUAUCUGAUAAUUCCAUCGAGCCAAAUAACCAGCGAGGGACGAGAGUGUGACAAGGCUGGAGUUGGUUUUUCAGCUUUUGUCAUGCAGAAAGAUCGAUGCACACGUAAACGCGGUAGUUGCCUCAGGAAUCAGCCCCUUGAAUACUGGCGUCACGAUGUGAAUGCCCAUCGGUCUGGCAAGCCCGGCUGCUACUUCCUGAGCAAUUUCGCUACGGUACCAGUCAAUCCCAUCAAGUACAACGUGACUGAUGCCACUGAAGAACGAGAGUACCUCGGUCUUGUACAAAAUAGCCAUCACGUGUCUACCCUCGAGAUUGAGGUCAGGGCUGAUGACAAUAACGUCAUCACCACCGGAUCAGCUCGAGUCACAGAGGUGCACGUUGUCGCAGCAGGUGAAAAAAUAAAUCUGUCAAUCAGGCUAACGAACAUGGGAUUAGUGUCUUCGGAUUAUCAGGCACGUAUCGUUGGUUGUCCAGAGGGAUUACCAAACUCUUGGGCACGUGCAAUCACGGGAAAACAUCAAGUACCACCCCAGCACGAUUCACUACUGACUCUACAUCUCCCAGGUCGAAUUAUCAUUGAUAAAUUUCAAUGUAAUGUUGAAGUGAUAAACUAUCGUGGUGAGUUGGUGGCUGCUAGGAGGAUCAUAGUGCACAAGAUGAAUCGUUGUUUCUGCCUCUGGCACUGCAUUUGCACGUGCUAUGAAAGCUCUGGAUUUUCAUGCUCACCAAUGACACCUGAGCAUUACCAUCAAGCUGGAUUUCGUGGUCCAGUGCCAACAAUCAAUUCCCAAACUUUUCAAUUAUCCAAAAUGGCCAUCGACAUUCUUAUAAUCAUCAUCAUAAUCUUCCUCAUCUUCACGACAAUCGGUAUCAUUAAGUGGAUUAUUGGAAUUCUAUCGCCACCGAUUGGCCGAUGGGGUCUCGAUCAUCUACUCGCUGGAUUAAGAACCGAGGAAUACUUCGAGCCUGAGCUUAAAUGCAGGUGUGUCGUUACUGAUGAUGAGGGUAUUCCCAUUCAUCCUGACACUGGCAGGCGAACAGUUCGAAUUUGCAGUAGAACCCUCGAAUUCAUCGUCAAUUCUCUAUUCUUAUUCAUUUAUCCGUGCUGUGUCCUCAGCGAGUCCAUCAGUAAAAUGAUAAAAUGCAAAAGAUCGAGAAUAUCUGAUGACAGUAAGGAUUGUUUGAUCGAUAAGGACGAAUGGCGGACGAUAUCCGUAAGAUCCUACGGAGACACUAGAAAUUCAAAGUUGGAGCGGGACGACACCGAGUACGUAAUUACGGAGCUGAAAAAGUCUCAAGUGUCCCUUCAAGAUUUUUCCAACAAGUCGAAGAAUAAAUCCUGAAUUAUUGCGGAAUGUUUUC
Messenger RNA from Fopius arisanus, 1880 nucleotides. RefSeq lists its product as uncharacterized. The transcript has 9 exons. Lineage: Eukaryota; Metazoa; Arthropoda; Insecta; Hymenoptera; Braconidae. The coding region runs from base 20 to 1861 and encodes 613 amino acids. The record is from RefSeq and is a predicted model, not a curated record.